CUUUAAGUUUGAGUAAAAAAUAAAAGGUCCUGUAGUCGGUGUAAAAAGGAGAAGUGAGAACACAAAUAUGGUGACGUGGUGGUUCGUCUUUACUAACGUUUCUGUCGCGCUAUUUGAGGUUUCUCAGUUUUUCUGCCUAAAUUGGGUAUUUUAACGUGUUUAGGAGUUGAAUGCAAUUGUGAUGCUUGCCAAGUGAGCUUUCAGGUUAAGGGUGGAGAUCUGGUUCUUCCAGUUUUGAGUAAUUGGACUUGAGACUUAAAAUGAAAAAUGGAUUGAGAACAUAUAUUAAAAGUCAUGUCAGUACUGGUGGACUAUUCACAAUCCAUCAGUGCAUCUUUCUAAUUGUAACAAAGCACAGACCCACAGCUGAACUCAUGCAGAGAACAACUCAAAUGUCAUGUUUUGUGACGCACACCGGCUUCUCAAGUUUCCACCCUAACACCCACCAUUCAUUGACUAUUCAAGGUUCUCAUACUUAUUUCUCAAUCACAGAUGAUUCAUGUGUUGUUUUGGAAUUAUUAUUUUUCUUUUCCUUUAGUCACCCACGCCCAAUAAGGUAUCAGCUUUCUUUAUUGGAAAACAGAUGUUGUUUAUUGGAAAACUCGGUGACAUUCACCCUUUUCUGUGUCUCUGUUCUCAUGUUGGCACUGUCAACUCUGUGUUUUUGAUGACAUGUUGAAAUGCUGCUGUUGCAUAUGUUGUUCCUCCUGUUAUCAUUUGGGAAAGUUCAACAUGGCCCACAUAUUGAUUAAUUGACUAGUUAACAGCAGUAUAUUCACUUGAGUCUUUCAAUCUGCAUACUUAUUGCCACUAUUGAUCUUGUUCUGCUGGACACCGAUUUAUAAGCUACCAAGCUCAUUUAGAGCUUACAACUUUGCCCGGUUUGUUUUUCAUCAGACAAUCUAUAGUAAUAAAAAGAGGCACAGUCUAGUUGGACACAUUGUCACAAUAUUUUGAGGGGAAAAUAAACUCCAGCAGAAAUGUGUGUUUGUAAUAAUGGAGAAAUCUGCAUUUGGGUCAAUGCAGCGUUCACAGACACUGGAUAUUGAUUUUACUCUUCAGGAAACCCCCCUGCUCAUAUGAACCUCAAGGAAUAAGCUGGAGCACAGUAUGGAAAAUAAAUCGGUGCUGCCUCGCAGCUCUGUUGCUUUUUUAAAAUUGUAUACAGGAAAUACCAAUCGGUCAGUUCACUCAGGAAAAGCCCUAACUGAGGUAAUGGUGAUGCAGACGACAAAUGCCAAAUGUGCAUGACUGAAACAUGACUGCGAUAGUGCGGUUGAUGAGGCAGCUGACUUCACAGGAUGUGUCUCUGAAACACAGGAGGGCUUUGUCUCUCCCACUUGGGAAAACCGGAGAGGGGAAGCUAUUUAUACAUGAAUACCAAGUUGAAGAAUGCAAUGCAGAACCGUUGUCUGCACUCAUUACUAACAGCUGCAAGUUGCACAUAGCCCUCCUUCCUCUACCCCUCCUAGGCCGAGGAGUCGGAGUAGUCGGAACAGGAUUGGGUAGAGCUGACAUCAUCGUUUUCACCCUUUGCUGCGUUGUCAGGAAGUUGAGCCUGAUGCAACUGGUGCUCACUGUUAGAAAUACCGGUGGUCGAACAGGAAGUCGAUUCACAACAGCUUUACCAAAGUUUGGCUUUUUGUAAUCUUCUGAACAAUAUUAGUUUUAGAAGAGGAACUUAUUUCAAUCAAAUUUGGAUCACGCCAUUGUUUCUUUUACAUGAUAGCGUCACAUCGUCUUCAAACUUUCUCGAUUCCUAAAAACUUACUUUGAGACAUACAAUGUUUUCAUACAACAGCAGCAUUUGUAAGCAAGAUCUUUCUUCUUUAAAAGUCCUAUCCUCACUCAAGACGGUCUUCAACACAUCUUUUAUGUGUUUGGGAUUGGUACAAAAGUGAUGAACAAAUUGAAUGGGGAAAGCAAGAGUUGACAACUGUAGAUAUUCAGCAGAAGGUGAAGGAAUACAAUGCUCAAAUCAACAGCAAUCUGUUCAUGAACAUGAACAAAGAUGGUUCCUACACUGGCUUUAUAAAAGUGCAGUUCAAGUUGGCCCGUCCUGUGUCAGUUCCACCUCCGAAGAAAGGGGGUCAAGAUGCUGGACGGAGGAAGGCCAGCGGAGUGAAGCGUCGCACCUCUUUCUACCUGCCAAAGGAUGCAUCCAAGCAUCUGCACAUCAGCUCACGCACUUCUGCUCGAGAGGUCAUCGAGGUUUUGUUGAAAAAGUUUACUGUGGUUGACAAUCCUGGCAAGUUUGCUCUGUUUGAGCGGAGCGAGCGUCAUGACCAAGUUUAUGUUCGCAAGGUGUCUGACGAUGAGAGUCCCCUGCGCCUUCGUCUGUGUUCUGGGCCCAAUGAGAAAGUCCUCAGCUUUGUUCUGAAAGAGAAUGAAACUGGAGAAGUCAAUUGGCAUGCCUUCUCCAUGCCCGAGUUGAAGAACUUCCAGCGCAUGCUGCAGCGUGAAGAGGAGGAGCACGUCAAGCAGAUAGUGCGGCGGUACGCUCUGGCCCGUACUAAGAUGCAGGAGGCUCUGGCUGGCUCGACCCCCGGCUGAGACGACUCUGCGCUCGGGGGUUAAACCUGCACGUCUUGGCUGGACAAUCUCCUGAAGAUGACCGGUCAUCGCUGCAUCCAAAGAUCCCAGAUAAUACAACUCUAAACGCCUCUUGGGUGAACGAGAGAGUGAGACAGGGCGCAAGACAAUGAGAGCGAGAGAGCUAGCGCGAAUGUGCGUGUGAAAUGAUGCGAGAGAUGAGAAGUGCCUUACACCUGGAGAGUCUGAUGUGCCUGAGAGAAUUGAGUUGAGAGAAACGACACUGGCAGAUGAGACUGUGGUUUUAUCCAGUAAUGUACCUCAGCUGUGUCACUUUAACUCUAAAGAAAAUGUCAGGGAGUUCUUUUUUUGUCGCAUUUUGUUUAAAAAUGUGAUUAAUAUACAUUUGUAGAUGCAGUGCUAAAAUUGAGCCUCAUGUUGUAAUUGAUCUGAGGAUUACACAUCUGGAAGUUGCAUUCCUUUUUAUUUUUCCAGAUUACAAAAUUGGUAAAAUGUCAUAUCAUGACAUUACAGCUAAAUUCGAAGAAACCUAAUCUCGUUUUUGAACCAUGAAAACAAAUAACUUCCACACUGAAAUGUUUUCUUUUAUCAUAUUAGAAAGUUAAAUACACAUUAUUUGCUGAAGAGUAUUUGGAUUUUCAUUUGACCUAGCCUAAAAAAAUCUGCCGUGUCCUCUCGACACCCCUGAUGGGUGCAACUCUUUUUUUUUUUUUUUUUUUUUACGGUCAAAUUGUGAAUUUGACUGAUGUAUGGACAUUUGUAUGCACUUAUGAAUGUCAUAGAGAGCAGUGUCACUCUGGUUGACUGGAACCUUGAAUGGAUAUCGGUAUACAUGUGUUUCCCUGAAAGCUGUUUGUCUUUCCUUCAUAUCUUUGUUUUUUUCUGUCCUUUUAAGAAAGUCUUUGUCUUUAGUUCUUCACUUCACUAUCAUUGUAUCCGGCUUUGCACGUAUUUACAUGUUGAAGCGACAAUUCAAAAUGUGACAAAUGUGCACCGCGUUAAGUAAAGAAUUCCCCAGUUCAAAUAAGUUUCUGUAUUUCUUGGAUAUCAUAAACGUUUAAAUAUGCCCUUUUUUUUUUUUUUAGAUGAAAACAAAACCCUAACCCCAUAGAGUUAAAUGCAUGUUCAUCUGACCAUCAUUCAGAUUACCGGCUCAUGUUAAGCAGUAGAAAGCACAAUGACGUCCUCUUAACUGUCUCGGUCCCGCCUGUCUGUCCGAUCAGCUGAUCGCCAUCCUAAGGACCAAAACAAGCUAACGCUAGCUUUACGUAGCCGGGGGUAAAAGUUAUGAAAGGACAUGUCGAUUUAAUUCUGUAUUAUAAGAUCCUGGCUUUGAUAAUGAAGUGAGAGCGGCUGGCCACCAACCAGAUUGAAAGCAUUAACUGGAGACUAACUAUGUCUUAUCUCUGAGAAUGGGAGGAAGUGGGUCCAAAGCUAAAGGUGUCUGGCCUUUCUCAGGCAAUGGAGCUGGAGGGGAUUCAUCCAGUGAUGGGAGCGAGCAAUCUGUGGCUCGCCUCAAAGGUUCCAGACACGCCACACCGUUUGUUUUUACCAGGAGGAGGUAAAUAAUACAUGAUUGGAAAAUGGUAAAGGUUUGCUUCACCUAAAUCACAACUUAUUUUCUUGAAUUAAAAAAAAGAAAAAAUGUUAUGUGGUUUGACAUAAUAUCCUGGAAAUAAUUCAAUGGCUGUCAAAUAAAGGCAUUUUACGCCUGUUAUAAAGCUGGAAGUAGAGAUAUGACAAAACGAGGGGGGAGAGAGAGAGCGAGAGAUGGGAAUGACAUGCAGCAUAGGUCUCAGGGUGGAUGGAACUGGGGACACUGGGAUUCAUGGUCGGCACCCUAACCCCUAAUCACCUGAGUGCCUCAAAUAGAAAUAGUUGAUGAUACUAAGGCAGAGCUGUUAAAUGUAUCAACUUUAUUCAUCCUUAGCAGGGCUAUUAAAAAGUCAACAGCAGAGCACACACGCAGCUAAAAAUGCAAAACAAUACAUUUGUAAAAUACUUCAAAGUGCUAAAACUGCUAGUUGUUAGGCACUAGAAAGUAGAAAGUAGAAAGUCAGCUGUGGAAAGUAACGGUCAGUAUCUCAAAACCUCUGCACAUUAAACUUAGCUGGAAUACCGCUAGAGGUAUGUGAGAAAAUAUAAGAUGGUUAUAGUUUUUUGGGUAAACUGAGCAAGUUUCCAUCUCCUGACUUGUGGUUUUAGACUGAUGUUGACUUACUGUAUUGGCAGUUCUUUGUACUAUGACGAGGACGGCGACCUUGCCCAUGAGUUCUACGAAGAGACGGUGGUGACAAAAAACGGAAGAAAAAAGUCCAAGUUGAAGAGGAUUCAUAAAAAUUUGAUCCCACAGGGACUUGUGAAGCUUGACCACCCCUGUAUACACGUAGAUUUCCCCGUCGUCCUCUGUGAGGUGUGAAAAGUUGCACUGGACUGAUCUACUAUGAAGUGCAGCAACAGGUCCUCUUCUCGGAGCAAUGUUUUGUCCCAGGGUCAAAGCAUAAAAGUCAAGAUUGGAGCCGUGGUCUGGAGAGCAAAAGGAACAUUCAAACUGUCGUAUAAAACUGAUAUACUGAAUGAAAUGUUAUACAUUUGAAUUCAACUUCGGUCAGAGGGUGCCCUGUUCACAGAAAUCCAUAUUUUGAUAUUCACGGAAGUAGCGUUGGUUCAGGUUGUGUGUCCACUACCCAGCUGAUAUGUAAGCAGUCUUCGAGAAUACAUACAAUUCAGUUGUAUUUCUCCUUGAUGUGAAAAAGGCUUUAACGGUUUAUGCCUUCUGUGAGACGUAGAGUGAAACUUUGUGUGUCUUUGUGUGUGUACAUGUGUGCACUUAGGUUUGUUUGAGUGAGUGUGUUUGAGACCGGGACGGAAGAUUUAGGUACAGGAUAGAAUAAUGGAUUGUGAAAUGUAUUAUAUAUAUAUAUAUAUAUGGUCAUGUAUUGUCAUCUCUGAGUCUGUCUCAGUAACCAGAGCUCAGACCUGCACUAGUGAACAUAAUGUACUGUAAAUAAUAUCAGAUUUCUUAGUUGGAAAUACUUGAAUAAAUGGUUUACUGAGCUGAA
Cyclopterus lumpus (lumpfish) is the source of this 5615-nucleotide messenger RNA. Its product is annotated as ras association domain-containing protein 1-like. The coding region runs from base 1996 to 2553 and encodes 185 amino acids. Gene Ontology annotation, cellular component: microtubule cytoskeleton; nucleus. NCBI's taxonomy places the organism in Eukaryota, Metazoa, Chordata, Actinopteri, Perciformes, Cyclopteridae. The record is from RefSeq and is a predicted model, not a curated record. Gene Ontology annotation, biological process: Ras protein signal transduction. The transcript is spliced from 7 exons.